Molecule: messenger RNA, 1839 nt
Organism: Thlaspi arvense
Lineage: Eukaryota; Viridiplantae; Streptophyta; Magnoliopsida; Brassicales; Brassicaceae
Source: the annotation of a GenBank genome assembly
AUGGGGAAACACAAAUCCUUCAGAAGCAAAGCAGUUCACUUCGUCACCGAUCUCACCGCCGGUCUUCUUAAUCCCAUCUCUGAUAAACCCUCUUCCGCUCGUCCUCUUCCGGAUGAGGAAGACGAGUCAAAGAGAAAUCAACUAGAGUCUGGUACUGAAGAGCAGCCUAAGGGUUUGGUAGACGAACCAGACACUUCUUCUUUCUCUGCAUUCCUUGGUUCUCUGUUAUCCUCCUCAGAUCCCAAAGACAAAAAAACUGAUCAGGACCAGGACGACGACGACGAAGAAGAAGAAGAAGAAGAAGAAGAAGAAGAAGAAGAAGAAGAAGAAGAAGAAGAAGAAGAAGAAGAAGAAGAUUCAGAGGCAGGAACAAGUGAUACAUCAUCAUCGUCAGUGAAUGCUAGAACAAUGAAGGAAACUACUACUACUGUUGGUGGCGCAAAGAAGAGCUUGUUGUCUAAGUAUAAACAGCAUUUGAGGAAUUUUUACCAGGCGGUCAAGUUUCCUGGGGCCAAGGAGCGAAAGGGAACUUCUGAUGUGAAGCCAGAUGAUGAAGAGACUGAAUAUGAUGGCUUGGAGUUGAAGCCGAUUCAGAAUAAUACUGUUAAAGAGGAAGCAACAUCAACAGUAAAAGCAAUUAUACCUGAGAUUUCAGAGCCCUCUUUACUUUUAUCGGACCAGUCAAGACGGUCCCUUUAUACCUCACUUCCUGCGCUUGUUCAAGGGAGGAAAUGGAUAUUGCUUUAUAGUACAUGGAGGCACGGUAUAUCACUAUCAACGCUCUACAGGAAAAGCCUCCUCUGGCCUGGUCUCAGUUUACUGGUCGUUGGAGACAGAAAAGGUUCGGUUUUUGGUGGUCUUGUCGAGGCACCUUUGAUACCAACUGAUAAGAAGUAUCAGGGAACCAACAGUACAUUUGUUUUCAGUGAUAAGUCUGGACAACCCACAAUAUACCGUCCCACAGGCGCAAAUCGGUUCUACACUUUAUGCUCCAAAGACUUUCUAGCUCUCGGCGGUGGUGGACGGUUUGCUCUCUAUCUAGACAGUGAGCUGCUAAGUGGAUCAAGUGCUUACUCGGAGACAUACGGGAACUCUUGUCUUGCAAACACUCAGGACUUUGAUGUGAAGGAAGUGGAGCUAUGGGGAUUUGUGUAUGGCUCAAAGUAUGAUGAGAUUCUAGCUCUCAGCAAAUCAGUGGAGCCUGGUAUCUGCAACGAGGACUUUAAGGGGAGAAGGAAAAACCCUUUCCUUCAUUUUAACCUAUCUGAGAAGAAAACUCCGAUUCAAAUCUGGAUUUGUGGAGAAAUGGGGAGUAGAUUGGGAGGACGAGUGGUUCAUUUCGCGAAUCUUCCGAUAAAGCUUCUGAUGCCCACGAAGCUCACGAACAUCCACGAGUUCGCGCUGAAAACGAUCCCUUCUGCGACCAAGAUCGAGAUCAAGCGAGUCCUCGAGUCUCUCUACGGAUUCGAGGUCGAAAAGGUGAACACACUAAACAUGGAUGGGAAGAAGAAGAAGCGUGGAGGGUUGUUGAUUGCGAAGGCGGACUACAAGAAGGCUUACGUCACGCUCAAAAACCCUUUGUCGAUUUCGAGGGAUUUGUUCCCGGUGAAGUUUAUCGAGGAGGAUAGGAAGAGCAAAGUGAAGGGAUCUAGCUUCGUGGAGGAGGAAGAUGAUAAGAAGAGUCACUGGCUUGAUCAGAAGGAGAAGAGGGAAAUCGGCGGUUAUGGUAAAGGUAAAGUUCGCCGCGGCGGUGAAUGGUCGAAUUCGCCGGCGAGAGCUGCUGCUGCUGCUUCGGGGGCGAAGUUUCCAUGGAGCAACAUGAGAUUUGGUGGCAAGUAA